Odontomachus brunneus is the source of this 2495-nucleotide messenger RNA. It is a transcript of the gene mh, whose product is annotated as sprT-like domain-containing protein Spartan. Gene Ontology annotation, biological process: DNA repair. Gene Ontology annotation, cellular component: nucleus. Gene Ontology annotation, molecular function: single-stranded DNA binding; metalloendopeptidase activity; polyubiquitin modification-dependent protein binding. The transcript has 6 exons. Bases 236 to 2161 code for a protein of 641 amino acids. The record is from RefSeq and is a predicted model, not a curated record. Lineage: Eukaryota; Metazoa; Arthropoda; Insecta; Hymenoptera; Formicidae.
CGAACAAACCCAGAGAGAGAGAAAGAGAUCCGCUUGUCGUAAACACCCGUGAUGUUCUUUGCUGGAAAACGGUCUUUUUCAUCUUUCUCAUGUUUCAAAUCGCAAACUUUUCAUAAAAUGUGAUUCUAUAUUUCCUGAAUAAAAAUGUUUAUUUAAGUAAUAAGUAUAUAAAAGAGAAGAGGAAGAAAUAUAUUUCAAAUACGAAGUGCAUUGUGAAAGAUAAACGUUAAGAACAAUGUCAUCGCAAAAAACGAAAGAUUUUCUUAUGGCAUAUGAUAUACAUGAAGAAUUGAAUUGUUUAGGCGUAACUGAAAACGCAAUUCAUUCAGGAAAGGAAAAUUAUAAGCCACAGACAUUGAUUGAUCGUACGUUGGAAUUGAUAGAUCCUACUCCUAACAUUUACACAUUAUUUGUACAAUUCAAUGCACGCUUUUUCUGGAAUGUUUUGUGUCCUGUUGAAGUCAAAUGGAGUAAUAAGAUGACAAGUUGUGCUGGAGUUUGUAGCUUUUAUAAGAAGCAAUGUGUGAUAGCACUCAGUGCCCCAUUACUUAAACUUAGACCAAGGAAAGAUCUUGUAGAAACUUUACUGCAUGAAAUGAUCCAUGCAUACUUGUUUUUAACAAAUAACAAUCGUGAUAGAGAUGGCCAUGGACCUAAUUUUUGUAAACAUAUGUACAGGAUAAAUAAAGAAGCAGGAACUAAUAUAACGAUUUACCACAACUUUCAUAAUGAAGUGAGACUGUACCAGCAACAUUGGUGGAAAUGUAAUGGACCCUGCCAAUACAGACCGCCAUUUUUUGGAAUGAUACGAAGAGCUAUGAAUCGUGCGCCUGGACCAUCAGAUUACUGGUGGCUUGAACAUAAACUAAAUUGCAGUGGUCAGUUCAUAAAGAUAAAAGAGCCAGAAAAUUAUAAAUCAAAACAAAAGGAUAAGUCAAAUUCAAUCUCAAAGAAUAUUAAGACAGACAAAUCUAUUGCCAAUUGGUUCACAAAGGACACUCCAACAAAAACUAAACCUACAUCUACAUCUUCACAUUCGAAAACACUUACUUAUACCAGUAAUAAAACAGUCACUCAAACACUUGUUCAAACAAACCGAAAUAAAACUAUUGGUAACAAAAAUAAUAAUAUGACAAAUUUGUCUCACAUUCAAAUCAAGAAAAAUGAUCAAGAUUUGCCACUAGAUGUGAAAAAACUUGGCAGCACUAGCAAUAAUGUACAUGGCUGGGGUAUUAGCGGUCCAAGUGAAAAAGUAGAAAAAGAUAAUACAAGAAAUAUAAAGAAUUCCAUGUUUUCUUGUUCUGGCAUUUUAGGAGGUAAUAACAGUGGUCAGAGUAGCCUCUUAACAAAAUUUUUGCAUAUAAGUGACAGUAAAACUCAUCUGUCAAGUGAAUUGACUAAGAAGGAUUUAUCAUCAAAGUUAUCAGAAAAGAAGCUUAUUAAUAAACCAGUUUCAAAUUUAAAUCAAUCAAAGAAUAAAAUAAGAAAAAAGACUGAUAGUCAAUGUAACACAAAAUUUACAUCAUUGAUUGAUAAACUUAAUAAUAGUAGCAAUGAAAAGUUAACAUCGCCUAUUCGAACAUUUCUCACAUCAUUAGAAAAACAAACUACCAAUACAGAUUCUAAUAAACGUUCAAAGUUGGAUGAUUCAAGUGACACUAAAUACGUAAGCUGCCCUGUUUGUAACAAAAUGUUGCCAUCAGCAGAUGUUAAUCAGCAUCUUGAUAAAUGUCUUUUAGAAAACGAUACGUUUCAUAAAACUCGCGUUCCUUCCAAUUCUCAUGCAUCUAAUGAUAAUAUAAUCAAUAUAAGUAGUUCUUCCAAUUCCGAUUUGGAUAAUUCUGUCAUUGAAAGUCCAAAAGCACAAGUCAAUAUUAGUGAAAGUGAAAGCAAUACGAAAAAUUGCGAGCAGACAUGUUUAGUUUGCAACGUGCAAAUUGGAUCUGAAGUAUCCCUAAAUGAACACCUAGAUGAAUGCAUGGGAGCUGUUUUUAAUGAUACAAUCAUAAUAGAUGAUGAAAAUGAUGAUAACAUAUCUCCUGCAGGAAACAACUCCAUUGAAAAUAAAUAUCCCUGUCCAGUGUGUAUGCAAAUGAUAUCAGAAAAUCUUAUGAAUGAACAUUUAGAUAUGUGUCUUGAAGAUAAGUAUUUUAUGCAUUAAAGAGUAACAGUUAUAUUUUUAGAUAUAAGAUCUGUAACAUUUUGUUAAAAAAAAGUCAAUAAUAUUUGUAACGUUCUUUCGAGUAGUAUGGAGAAUAUAUAAAUGACAUAGUUUCAAACAAUCUUGAUUAUUAUUUUGAUACAUUUUAAUUUAUUUUAAGUAAAAUAAAAAUUCCAAAUAUAUAUAUUUUUUUAUACAAUGAACACUAUUACACUGUUAAAUGAAGCAUGAUUAUGUUUAGUUUAAAUAUCAAUAUUGUUUAUUUAAUAUGUAUGCGUAGUAUAUUAUGUUAUUACGAUGUAGUAAAAUUAUUUAAUAAAUAAGUCAUACACUA